AUGUCUGGCCAACAAGCUUCCAAAUCAACGGGACUCUCAUGUCUGCAUCAAUCACCCCCCAUAGGACCUCUGCACCUAUGUACAUGCGUUGAUUGGAGGUUUGCGCGCACCACCACAACUUCUCCCUCCAACACCUCCAAUAGCCAUCACCAUCAACCCUUUCAACCCUCUUGGCAUAUUGAGACUGCGCCCCCUCUUCACAUCCCAUCAACCUCCUGGUUACCACUUUCCGUUUCCACGACCCGACUGUGGCACGGCGCUGCGCUGCGCUGCCCCCUUCGCCCUCGCGACUUGCCAUCAUUCACACCUCGUUCCCUCACCACACCUUCAACCUUUUCGCAGCCGGACCAUGCGCUUUACUUGCUAAGCAUGGCCGUCGAUGACUUUCUGUCUCGAGACACCGAUACCUUUGUGCUCCCUUCCAAGUCCUACUACUAUCCUUUGAAGAUACCAAUAGCUCAUUAUCAAUUGCGACACUUCAUCAGUUCCUCCGAACCUGACCUCCUCUACUACGCCAGCCGCGCCGACGUCUUUUGCCUCAACGCCGCGACACGCACGCAAACCCAACUGACCACCCUCCCAUGGGACGCCCGUUGCACAGCUUCUGGAUAUGGAUACGUCUGUGUGGGGGGCGCUCAAGAUGGCAACUUUGCUGCCAUCAAGGUCACCGGUUUUCCACCUGCCGAUCCAGCCCAUGUAGAUGCCUUGCUGCCCCUUGACCUUUCCAACCGUAUCACCUUGCCUCGACCCCCCGCCGCCCUCCUCCCCACCCACUUCCACACCGAAUUCGCAAAGAUUGGAGAUGAUAUUGUCAACUCGAUAUCCAUACACAAGCUUUCAACCGACGGUGCUGCGCACGAGGACGUGGUCGCAGUUCUCACCAACAACGACAAGUCAGUACGCAUCUAUUCGCUCACUGAAAAUGUACAAAUCGCCGAGCUAUGGCUCCCGUUUCCAAUGAAUCACGCUACGAUAUCGCCAGAUGGGCAACUGCUAGUGGCUGUAGGCGAUCAACAUGUCGGGUAUUUCUUCCAGCGAACCAGGAAGGGCACCGUCGGUACGGACAAGACGACGGAAGAGCAACCUACUGAAUGGAGAUGGACUCUGAUCCAGGAAGUAUGCUUGUACGUUCCUCCCGAGUCUUCCCUUGAGGGAUACUUCACCACUGCUUGGUCACCAUCAGGGCGCCUGUGUGCGGUAGGCUCGGAAUGCGGUUACAUCACUGUUUUUGACGUCGAUCUGUUGAUGCAAUGCGAAUAUGGUGAAGAUGCUAUCCUACACGUUAUCAGCUCCACCCGACCGGACAUGGGCGUUCCUGGGCCGGGUGCAGUGAGAACCAUGCAAUUUUCACCCGCUCCGUGGGACUUUCUUGUUUGGAGUGAGGACCAGGCUAGAGUAUGCAUUGCCGAUCUCCGUUCCGACCUGAAGGUCAAGCAAGUCUUGACGUUGGAUCCAAAAGAGGAUGGCUUGGAAAAAGUGCACAUCGCCGACUUUGAUCUGGACCUGAAUCCGGCUUUGAACAAUCUGCAAGAGGAGGAGGACUUCAUCCGCCGCUACCACCGCACUCGUGAUACUGAAGGAAACGCUGCAGCUGUUAGUCUUGCGAACGACUAUAUGGACUCGGCAGAUCGGAGGAGAUAUCAUCGACACAGCGGUGUAGUGGAAUCUACCAAUGAUCCACAUGGCCUCACAGCACACGAGAGGCAGGUCCUUGAAACCCUCCGCACUACAAGACCGCGCGAAUCAACACGAGAUGCGGGCUCCAAUCCGCGCAGUAUCAAUUACAACACCUCGACAGGCUCUACAGAUGCCAGAGGGGCGGCCACUCGAGUCAUCACCGAAACUGCCACUGGGAUGUCUGAGGCAUUGAACCAGCGGCACGAGUGGCGGGCUCCUCGACGACAGGCUUCAGUGGUUGUGUCUCUCGAAGGCAACAACAGUGGUAGCAGAUCCCAAGUCAACAUCACUGGCGGUGCUACUACACGAUCCCCGAAUCCAAUUGCGGCUCAGAUUCACGGGACGGAUCUGAGUCAGGCGCGGCGGGAACACAACGAGAUGCUUGCAAGUACGGAUGAUGCAUGGCGCACAAUCGAAGAAGCGCUUGCACGCAAUGCCAGGGAUACGACGCGUAGCUCCGCUGCGCCCGAACUUCGUAAUGAACUCCGGCGCCUUCGACAAUUGACUGCUAUGCGGGAACGCCUUCGCAACGCACGGGAAACGCCCAACGCAAUCAAUUCUUAUACGCUCAGCAGCAUGGGAUUCCGGCGUGCCCACAACCCUAUCCACCACAACCCCGCAGAUGGGCUGCGAACGGCGGGUCUCGCCAUGAGCCCGGACGGACGCACACUGUAUUGCGGCACCGAAGAAGGCAUUUUCGAGUUCCACUUCAAUUUGCACGCCCGGAAAAUGAUGCCUGCCAUUGCCCCCCGAUGA
Periconia digitata is the source of this 2433-nucleotide messenger RNA. The record is from the annotation of a GenBank genome assembly. NCBI's taxonomy places the organism in Eukaryota, Fungi, Ascomycota, Dothideomycetes, Pleosporales, Periconiaceae.